AUGUCUACUGAAACCACACGUGCCCUGAUUCAACCAACCGCUGAAUCCAAUGCAGAUGGUCUAACCCUCCAAACCGACGUAGCCGUCAAUUCCAACCCAGCCAAAGGCGAGCACCUGAUUCAUGUCCAUGCCUGCUCUCCCUGCGCUGGGGAGCUUCUCUGGCCUAGAAACUUCCCCCCACCCACUAAACGCCUUCUAAUUCCCUGUCCCGAUGUCUCCGGUACCGUUGUCUCCGCGCCCCCAGAUUCCCCAUUUCAACCUGGGGCCGAGAUCUAUGCUCGUACGAGUUAUGUCAGACCUGGCAACGCUCGUGACUAUACCAUCGCUACUACGGACGAGCUCGCCAGAAAGCCAGAAAGCUUGACUUGGGUUGAGGCUGCUGCGGUGCCAGUAUCAGCCGAGACUGCUUGGCAAAUUCUCUUCAUCAACGCCGGGAUAGUCCCUCCCGAGGCUGUGAUGGAUAUCCCCAGAGCACAAUUGGCAUGGAAAGGCAAAAGAAUCCUGGUCACGGCUGCAUCUGGGGGCGUGGGACUGUGGGUUGUGCAGCUUGCAGCGAGGGUGCUGGGCGUCGAGGUGAUCGGGACGUGUGGACCCGACAACGUCGACCUGGUGCGAUCUAUGGGGGCCAAGGAGGCUGUUAAUUAUCGAGCCACUGACCUGAAGGCCUGGGUAGAGGAGGAGGAGGGAAGGCGGGUAGAUGUGGUUGUUGACUGUGUAGGAGGACGAGCACUCGAGGAUGCUUGGUGGACUGUGAAGGACGGAGGCACAGUGGUGAGUAUCUUCCAACCUCCCAGAACAUUAUGUCCAUGGAAGGAUCCGAGUGCAAGAGGUGUUAAGGAUAUAUUCUUUGUAAUGGAGCCAAGUGGCAAUCAGCUGGGGGCGGUCACUGAGUUGAUUGAAUUAGGAAAGUGUCAGGGAAGGGUGGAUAGUGUGUGGCCGUUGGAACAUUUUAGGUCAGCAUUUGAAAGGCUGGCGACUGGGCACACCAGCGGGAAGAUUGUAUUUGACUUGAGCUUGAACAGGUAG
Messenger RNA from Aspergillus welwitschiae, 1026 nucleotides. RefSeq names its product NADP-dependent oxidoreductase. Bases 1 to 1026 code for a protein of 341 amino acids. The record is from RefSeq and is a predicted model, not a curated record. Gene Ontology annotation, molecular function: oxidoreductase activity. NCBI's taxonomy places the organism in Eukaryota, Fungi, Ascomycota, Eurotiomycetes, Eurotiales, Aspergillaceae. The transcript has a single exon.